CCCUAAAACAAAUUCCCUGUUUCUUGGCUUGCGUUUUCGUUUUGCAUUCUCUCUCUUUUCUCUUCCCGGAAUUUUGGACAAACACUUUCGUUGCGAGAAAAAAAAAAAAAGAAGAAAAUGUCGAGUAUCACUUUCUUCCAGCAUCUCUCUAGAGCUUUCCGUGAUAACCAGUCGCAUCUUAAGCUUGUACUGCUCUGCACCGCCGUAAGUGGUGGUGGUCUUUGGGCUUAUGGUGAGAGUGUUGCACCAGAAGAGGCAGUUAGCGAGAAGAAGAAGGUGGUGGUGCUGGGAACUGGUUGGGCGGCCACAAGUUUUAUGAAGAAUUUGAAGAAUCCAAAAUAUGAGGUUCAAGUAGUAUCGCCUCGUAACUACUUUGCAUUCACUCCUUUGCUGCCUAGCGUUACGUGCGGGACCGUCGAAGCGCGCAGCAUUGUUGAGCCAGUUCGCAAUAUUUUUAAGAAGAAAAAGGUGGACGUACAAUUCAGUGAAGCAGAAUGUUUCAAGAUUGAUGCAGAAAAUAGGAAAGUUUACUGUCGAUCUAGUGUGAACAAUAAUUUGAAUGGGAAAGAAGAAUUUGUUGUGGAUUAUGACUACCUAAUAGUUGCGGUGGGUGCUAAUGUCAAUACAUUUAAUACUCCAGGAGUGACGGAGAAUUGCCAUUUCUUGAAGGAAGUUGAAGAUGCUAAAAAAAUUAGAAGAACAGUUAUUGACUGCUUCGAGAGAGCAAAUUUGCCCGAUGUAAGUGAAGAUGAGAAGAAGAGAAUUCUUCAUUUUGCUAUUGUUGGAGGUGGACCUACUGGAGUAGAGUUUGCAGCCUCACUUCAUGAUUUUGUCAAUGAGGAUUUGCUCCGUUUAUAUCCUGGGAUUAAAGAUUUAGUUAAAAUUACACUUCUGGAGGCCGGAGAUCAUAUCUUGGGCAUGUUUGACAAGAGAAUUACUACUUUUGCUGAAGACAAGUUUCGAAGAGACGGGAUUGAUGUGAAAACAGGAUCCAUGGUUGUUAAGGUAUCCGAGAAAGAAAUUUCCACUAAAGAACUGAAAAACGGAGGAGAGAUUAAGACAAUUCCGUAUGGAAUGGCUGUCUGGUCAACUGGUAUUGGCACUCGUCCAUUUAUUAAAGAUUUCAUGGCACAAAUCGGUCAGGCUAGCAGGCGUGCUCUAGCUACAGACGAGUGGUUGAGAGUUGAAGGGUGCAGCAAUGUCUAUGCGCUUGGUGACUGUGCCACGAUAAACCAGCGGAAAGUCAUGGAAGAUAUCGUGGCAAUCUUUAAGAAGGCUGACAAAGAGAGUUCCGGAACACUUACGGUCAAACAAUUUCAAGAGGUCAUGAAAGAUAUCUGUGAAAGAUACCCUCAGGUUGAGCUAUAUCUGAAGAAUAAACAGAUGCACAACAUUGCUGAUUUAUUGAAGGAAGCCAAGGGAGAUGAUAUAAAAGAAUCAAUUGAACUGAAUAUUGAAGAACUCAAAACUGCACUUUCCAAAGUGGAUUCUCAAAUGAAAUUUCUUCCUGCUACAGCACAGGUUGCAUCUCAGCAAGGCACUUACCUGGCCAAGUGUUUUAAUCGGAUGGAAGAGUGUGAAAAAAAUCCUGAGGGUCCUCUCAGGUUCAGGGGAGAAGGUCACCAUCGGUUCAAACCCUUUAGGUACAAGCAUUUAGGUCAAUUUGCUCCUUUGGGAGGAGAGCAGACAGCUGCCCAGCUUCCUGGAGAUUGGGUUUCAAUUGGCCAUAGCAGUCAAUGGCUGUGGUAUUCUGUCUAUGCAAGCAAGCAAGUAAGCUGGCGUACUAGAGCUUUAGUAGUUUCAGACUGGACAAGACGUUUUAUUUUUGGAAGGGACUCAAGUAGCAUCUGAUUCCAGAGUCUUUUGCAUUGGCAAUGUGGCAGAGCUCCUUGAUCCUAUAUUUUACAUAGGAAAAAUUUGUUUCGAUUCCAUUUAUUCUUUGAAUAAGUAAGGAAGCUUGGUGAUGUUCGAACUCAAACAGCUGAUACAUGCUCACCAUUUUCGAACUCGGGUUGAAUACUCCCGCUUUUUGUAUUAGAGUCGUGGCAUUAGUUGGUUUCCGAGUUUUGCAGAUUAAGUUUGUUUUGGAGAUAAUAGGCGAUGUUCUUAUCAUACCAAAUCAUUCUUGUUUUUACAAUUAAUCUUUUGUUCCUUUUCCAUUUUUCCGAUUUGGUCAUCAUUGAAUUUAUUGCAACUCAGUUGAAUUUUUGUAAUUGGGAAAAAAAUGUGAUUUUUAUUAA
Molecule: messenger RNA, 2240 nt
Organism: Glycine soja
Lineage: Eukaryota; Viridiplantae; Streptophyta; Magnoliopsida; Fabales; Fabaceae
Product: external alternative NAD(P)H-ubiquinone oxidoreductase B2, mitochondrial-like
Exons: 10
Coding region: 118-1851 (577 amino acids)
Molecular function (GO): calcium ion binding; NADH dehydrogenase activity
Source: RefSeq, a predicted model, not a curated record